CAGAGCCUUGGAGAAGACAAAAUGCUUCGGUGCCUCCUAAGCGGGAUUACCGCUUACCAGUUUCUUUGAUUAUUGGGUUUGAUCUUUUGAUGGUGCUUUUACACGAAAUUGAGAUAGCAUCUGGAAAAACCAAGAUUUGAUAGCUUUUUUGAGAAUUUCCUUUCGAACUGUUACUAUCAAACACACGAGUCAAAGACCGAGAUGAAAAUGAGACCGAUUCAUAUCGAGGCUGAGCCUUGUAAGCAUCUCUCUUGGAUUGUAUGAUGGAGGACCAGUCGUCGUCGUCGUCGGCGGUCGCAUCAUCCAAGACCGCCGAUCUGGAUGCUCCCCUUCACGCAAUCGGCUUUGAGAUCGAUGAGUUUUCGGCUCACAGGGUCACCGGCCGUCUUCCGGUCACCCUCAAGUGUUGUCAGGGAUUCGGCGUCUUACACGGAGGCGUCUCUGCUAUGAUAGCAGAGGGUCUUGCAAGUCUUGGAGCUCACUUGGCAAGUGGGUUUCAAAGGAUAGCCGGAAUUCAACUCAGCACCAACCAUGUGAGACCUGUUCAACUCGGUGACGUUGUUUAUGCUGAAGCUACGCCUGUCAGUAUUGGCAAAACCAUUCAGGUUUGGGAGGUGCAACUAUGGAAGACAGAUCCUUCAAAGUCAAAGGACAAAGUCUUGGUGUCAUCGUCGAUAAUGACUUUAAUGUGCAACAUUCCCGUUCCAGAGCAUGCAAAAGCUAAUAUUACGAGGCUCAGGAAGCAUGCCAAGCUGUGAAACUGACCGUGGUGUGGUGACAUGUCAUCAGACCAAUAAUAAGUCCCUUCAUUUUCUGCAUAUGCUCAGUUAUAUAGCUAGACUAUUUUGCUUAAAAAUACAUAAUCUUGUGCAUAUUUGAUUCUUUGAUUAAUGGGGAAAGAUAUUUCUACGAAUUACCUGUUUGAAGUAUAUUA
This is a messenger RNA of Prosopis cineraria, 934 nucleotides long. Its product is annotated as 1,4-dihydroxy-2-naphthoyl-CoA thioesterase 1-like. The record is from RefSeq and is a predicted model, not a curated record. The transcript has 3 exons. Gene Ontology annotation, biological process: phylloquinone biosynthetic process. Gene Ontology annotation, molecular function: 1,4-dihydroxy-2-naphthoyl-CoA thioesterase activity. Gene Ontology annotation, cellular component: peroxisome. Bases 261 to 758 code for a protein of 165 amino acids. NCBI's taxonomy places the organism in Eukaryota, Viridiplantae, Streptophyta, Magnoliopsida, Fabales, Fabaceae.